AUGGCAUCACAAUUACCCUUUGAAUUAUUGAUCGAAAUUUGUAGUUAUUUAUCACCAAUUGAUCUUUACUCACUUUCGAUGAUAUGUAAACGUUAUCGAAAACUUUUAUGGUCAAAUAAAUCCGCGACGACACAAUCAAUUUGGCGUACUGCAAGACAUAAAUUUGUGCCACAUCUCACAUUACAACCACCGGAUGAUAUGUCGGAACAACAAUUCAUUUAUAUGAUGGUAUUAAUACAGCGAUGCAUGUUUUGUGAAGAAGAAGAUAGGUGGAAAUUGGCGAUGCAUUUUGAAUUUCGAAUGUAUUGUUGUCAACGAUGUUUAGCUGAACGAACUGUUAGUCGUGAUACAUUAAUUAAAGAAUGGGAACUACCUACUUAUCUUUUACCAUGUAUGCAACCAUUAACAGCUAACGCACAAAGACCUCAAUUAUUUCUAAUGAAAGAAGUAAAAUUAUUAUUAAAUAAUUAUAAUAAAUUAACUGGUGACAAAGAAAGGAAAAUUUGGAUUACUGAAAAAUCUCAAAGAAUGGCAAAAUUAAAGGAUACCAAUCGAGAAUAUAACGUUCAACAUGAUAUUGGAAGAUAUGAUCAUUAUGAAAGGUUGGAAAGAUUAUUUCGAACAUUACAUAUGAGUACUGAUUAUCCAUACAUAUUUCGCGGGGGAAGAUGUACGAGUAGAGAGAUUUGGUAA
Diversispora eburnea is the source of this 693-nucleotide messenger RNA. The record is from the annotation of a GenBank genome assembly. NCBI's taxonomy places the organism in Eukaryota, Fungi, Glomeromycota, Glomeromycetes, Diversisporales, Diversisporaceae.